Molecule: messenger RNA, 1707 nt
Organism: Diprion similis
Lineage: Eukaryota; Metazoa; Arthropoda; Insecta; Hymenoptera; Diprionidae
Exons: 4
Coding region: 143-535 (130 amino acids)
Biological process (GO): septate junction assembly
Source: RefSeq, a predicted model, not a curated record
CAGUCGUUGAAGAGUCACAUCUGAAGGACUCUUCAGUGUUGUUCAUCGCCAGUAUCAUUAAAAUAAAGUCAGCCCUUUGCAAUCCGAUCCAGUUUACACAGUUAACAGGACACCGUUUGAGCAACACAAAGUGUGAACAAAAAUGGCCAGCCUUACAAAACUCUCGAUCAUCAGGCUCUUCGAGUUGGUCAUAGUCUGCGUCCUCCUUGGACUGCAAUAUCACUCCGGUGCGGCGUCCUCGAUUUAUGCAGGAAUGCUCACCAUGGGGACCAUUGGUGGAUUCUUGAUUAUACUGGUCGGACUUUUUGCCGCAACAAUGAUGGGGACUCCGGUCAAUCGUCGUGUGGACCUCUUCUUCAGUGUCGUCGGCUGCGUUCUGUUCAUAAUCGUCGGUGCAGUGACCAUCGAUUACUACCAACACGCUUCCAAUUACCAAAAUGUCAGGGACAUUGGAUUAUCCAAGGGUUCCUUAGCGGUGAUAGAGGGUAUCUUCUUCCUAGCCGAUGCUGUGUUCACCUUCCGAGGUGAAGCUUGAAGUCUACACGGCUAAAGAAGCUCGCUUCAAAAGGGACUGCUUCUCGUAUAUAUAUAUAUAUAAUAUAAUAUAUAUAUACACAGUAAUUAUUAUAAUACCACUAAGAGUGAAUAUAUAAGUGUCCGGUGAGUUUUUCAAUUACCGUAACGAUUUUUGAGAAUGAAAGUAUGUCUGAUACAGAAAAUUUGACUGCGGUCGUGAUAAAAUAAAGCAAAAAAAAAAAAAUUAUUCACGUUAUUAGAUGGACGAAUACAAAAUCAAUAUGGCCGCCAGUGUACUACCUCGAUUGCGACUUUAUUCUUUCCGUACAAUCGUUUUUGGCUUCUGAAAAUUAGCCAGUUUUAUGUCAGAUUAAAAAAAAAGAUGGCAACAACGGUUUGAUUGUCAUUUUAAUGCUAAAUCAUUUUUUUCACACUGAGUAUUCAGCUAACGAAAUUCACUCGUAUAGCUUAUGGUUCACUCUUGAUUAUUAUCAGACUAUAUAUUAGAGGUAUAAUAUAAUAUGACGUACCAUCAAUGUGUUACUAUCGAAAACGUGUUAUUCUUGUCAAACGAUUGACCAUGUCGUUUAGUGUUUCAGAUAAUUUGGUUAUUCGUUUUUACCGUAAUGAGAUUUUCAAUGUGCUUUUUCCAACUCUUCAUAUUCUGGUCGCGCCUAGAUUCCGAUAAUCGUGUUUACGAAUCAAUCAAUAGACUUAGCCCAGGUCGUAUAUUUAAUAUAAAUGUAUUGCGUACUCGUGUAGAGAGGUGAAAAUUUUAAUACUUGAAUAUCAUUCCACGAGGAAACAAAAAUUACCACUGAAUCAGGUGAUUAUAUUAACAUACGUAACCAGUGAAAUGGAAAACGUUUAAUUUUUUGUUAUACUGUCUUUCGAAAUUUCCACCUGGGCAUGCAGUAUAGUAACAGUCGUUCGAUGAUCAUAAAUUUCAAUUUUUAGUAUAAACCGCAAUAUUUUCGCACUUAGAUAAAGUAGCAGUCCCAGUUAAACAAAGAUCUAUUUCAUAAUAUACACACAGAAAUUUAUAUUUAUUGUUAACGUUAAUUAUUUAGAUUAUUAUAUAAAUAUACUUGUUUACAAGUAAUUUAUAGUAAUACCAUAAAGAUAAGUUGCGUAUAAUUGAUAUUUGCCCAUCGUAUUAUCACAUCGCAUAUAAUUGUGAGAUGAGAGGAA